ACACUGCUGUAAAUGUAAAUAGACGGAACUAAAAACACCUUAAAUUUUGGGUUUUAAGACUUGUGAGGGAAGGAGUUAUAGGAGAGCCAUUAGCUGGUCAACUAAAUGCGCAUCAAAAUGAAUUGUGAAGUGCAGGAACAGCAAACACUUGAGCCACAGCAGCAGCAACAGCGAGAACAAUCGUCGCUGCCCCUGUCCCCACCGCAGCAGCCACAACAGCAGCAACAGGAAAGUAGCGACGAUGACGACUUGAGCACCACAGAGCGACAAAAUUUGGAGUUUGCCAAGAAGCUGGGAUACAGUGAUCAGUCGAUACACUCGGCACUAACCCGCCUGGGAUCAGAGGCUAAGCAGAAUGAGUUGCUGGCGGAGCUUAUCAAACUGACGGCAGACGCCCCCCGACCUGCCACAAACAGCAAUAGUCUAACGAACAGCCAACAUCAUUCCAUAACCAGUUCCAGUGCCCCCCUAUCCACGGGCGGAGGAUCACUGCGACACAUUGUGAUCGAUGGCAGCAAUGUGGCCCUGUCGCAUGGCAACAACCUAAUCUUCUCCUGCCGCGGCAUACGCAUCUGUGUGGACUGGUUCCGGCAGCGGGGCCACCGCGACAUCACCGCCUUUGUGCCCAAUUGGCGUAAGGAGAUGGCCAACAACAAUAUCAGCGACCAGGAGCUGCUCUAUGAGCUGGAGCAUGAGCGGGUGUUGGUGUUCACGCCUUCGAGGCAUCUCGACGGAAAGCGUGUUUCCUGCUACGACGAUCGGUUCAUACUCAAGCUGGCCGUAGAGACGGACGGCAUUGUGGUGUCCAACGAUAACUAUAGAGACUUAAUCUUAGAGAGCAAUGAGUACCGAAAGGUUGUGCAAGAACGUUUGCUCAUGUAUUCGUUUGUCAAUGAUAUAUUCAUGCCGCCCGAUGAUCCCUUGGGGCGUUCCGGCCCCACGCUGGAUCAGUUUCUGUACUCGCAGACGCAGCAGAAAAUGGCCGAUGCCCAGCAGCUGUGUCCCUACGGAAAGAAGUGCACUUACGGCCAGAAGUGCAAGUUCCGGCAUCAGCAAACGUGUCCAUUGCUGCAACGACUGCCCCUCCAGGCUUCGCAUAGUGCGCCACUGCACACCAACGGAGGGCAGCCACCGACUAGUGGCCAUAUCGGGAACAAUAUCAAGAUUAAUUCGCUGAUCAAUCGAGAGCCUCUGGGCCGCACCAAGUCGAACACAAUUGAGAAAGUGUCACAGCAGCAGCUGUGCCAGGCCUUUACCAGCCAGCUGGAGGUCUCUGAGACGGCCACAGACAAUCAACUGAAUCGCCACAAGAAGCUGCAACGCCAACAACCGCCGCCCGCCUAUCGUCUACUAGUGCCCACCUACAGUGCUCCCCUGCAGCAGCAGCAUCAACAGCAGCAGAGCUCCAACUUCCACCAUCAUCAGUAUCUGACGCGUACUCCGUCCGCUCCAGUGACGGACCAAGGACUAGCCCUACCACUGCCCGCACACAAUUUCUCGCACCUGUCCGCCUCUGAUUCACGCAUCAACGAGGAGCUGCACGCCACGCAGAUGCCGCGCGAAGAGCAGCGUCGCCUGCUGCGCUAUCACCUGAGCAGCCUCUUUCCGCCGCAUCAGGUGCACGCAGUGCUGCAGCUCUAUCCGGAUGAGACCGAUGCCAAGACCAUCUGCGCAGCUAUAAUUAAUUUAUUUCCGCAUAAUUAGGAUAAACUUAAGAUUCUUAAUAUAUUUA
Molecule: messenger RNA, 1732 nt
Organism: Drosophila obscura
Lineage: Eukaryota; Metazoa; Arthropoda; Insecta; Diptera; Drosophilidae
Gene: Regnase-1
Product: probable ribonuclease ZC3H12C
Exons: 1
Coding region: 106-1704 (532 amino acids)
Cellular component (GO): cytoplasmic ribonucleoprotein granule; nucleus
Molecular function (GO): mRNA binding; metal ion binding; RNA endonuclease activity
Source: RefSeq, a predicted model, not a curated record